UUGCAGGAUUGCUAAACGGCUGCAGUUUUUAGGAAACAUACUGCUGAACUUCUCUUUUAAGGAUGAUCUUUGCAGUCUCCUCAGUGCUUUAACAAGAAGAUGUGUAUUCAGUUCUCCUGAGAACCAUCCCCAAGGUGUAAUUGGCUGAUAAUGACUCCACAAAGAGCAGUGAAAUGAAGGCACUGAUUGUGUGUGCAGCAAAUCUGCCCUGAAUUCCUAAUAGAAGCAUCACACUUCUCUAGAGUCAGCUCUGUUUUAAGCUUACAAGGUCUGGCUCUGCUCCCAGGGAACAAAUAAAAAGUUGCACCUAGGGAGGUUUAGAUUGGCUAUUAGGGAAAAUUUCUACACUGAGGGGGACUGUUUGGUCUAGCUGGUCUGUCAGAGUCGCUCUGCAAGUGAUCAGAGCAUUGGUUUUAGCCUUUCACUGCUUUCUGCUGCUCACUUAUAAAUAAUUGGACACCACCCUCCCCUGACAUUCCAUUAAAGUGACCCUGUUUUGGAGGCUCUGGUGAGUUGUAGCAGCUGAUGCUGUGUCAGCUCCUAGUAGUUCAUGUUGGGCCUCUCUGAAAACUGGGCUCACAGUUUCCUUUUGAACAACUCUGGAGAAAUCACGGUGUAGAAGUCACCAUCCCCGUGGAAAAACGAUUUUUCUUUUCUCAGUGACCAGUUGCAGCAGCAGCCACCCAAAAUCAAAGCCUUUGUGCCCCUGAAUGCCCAGUUUCUGCUUCACCUCAUCCUUAAGGAUGGAAACCUUUCUCUGAGGGGGGAGCUGAGCAAGGAAGUGGAGAAUUGAACCUCUGUCCUCAUGAAGAGGCACCCUUUGCUCUUUGGGUUUUGACUCUUUCUUCCCAUUGCCCCAGUUCUCCUUGGAGUGCUGUAUGACACAGUCCACGUCAGGGACUGCUGCCAGCUCUUCCAGGGAAAUUGUAGGAAACAUUAGAGAUUUUCUUCUUAGAGAGAACCACAAGAUGGAGCAAAAUGAUUCCAGGAGCUCCUGCGUUUGACAUCUCCCUCUUCCUGUCUAAAAGCAUCAACAAGAAAAGCUAUUGGAGACCCACUGUGAAGCUGGAAAAACCUGCCAUGGAAUGCCAGGAUGUGUGGAAAAACUGUAAGGCUGAGUUUCAAUCUGCUGCUGGGCUUUGGAACUUCAGAGUGGGCUGUGCCAAGGUUAAGGGCACUCUGAGCAAACAGAAGAAGUUGCAUGAUCUCUCCUGGCAGUGCAUCUCAGCAUCUUUGCAAUAAUGGAGCUCUUGUAAGAGAGAAAUCUGUUCUGUGCAGCACUAUAUAGUUUUCACCUACAGCCUAAACAGAAAUUAGGUCAGAUGUCUCAUUGAUUGGUUUGUGACUUCACAUAUUCCCUGGGUCAGUGUUCCUGUUUGUUUUCCUGUGUGGGAAUGCAUGUGGUGGUUCUUGUGGCUGUGUUCUGUGUUUUACUGGCCACUGGUAUUCCAGAGGCCAUUGAUUAGGAAACACUGAUAUCCAUUGAUUAGGAUAAGCAGCUGGAAGUGUCACCUCCUGCCACCAGCUCCAGCAGCUGCCCCAUGGCUCACUGGAAGCCUUGGGGCUGGUGUUUGGGCCCCCAGGACUACUGGCCCUUUGCUUGCCUGUUUGUGGCUGAACUGUGCCUCAGCUGCUGCUGCCUCCCUGCAGAACAUCAGAAACUAGAAACUGAUGAUCAGUCCACUAGAUAGGAAAAAAUCUGGUUGUUAUUUUAUCAGCACAUGGUGUACCGGCCUUCACCAGCUUGAAGUGAGGGGCUGAUGCUGAAAAUUGAUUAAUUAAUUUGGAAUUGUAUCAAUUUCCUAAAGGAAGUGAGGAUUGAUGAAUCCAAACUUGCCUGUGCAGCCAUGGCUGUUUAUUGCUGUUUCUUUUUUUUUUUUAACUCAGAUUUUCCAGGCCAAGCAGGAGGAAUUGGAUUGAAUUGAGGGAACAGGGCUGCUUUGUCAAAUCUCUCAUCUGUCUGCUUCUCCUGUUUUUAUGUUGUUCUGGGUUUUGCACUGAGGUGCAUCAAACCUGAAUGGGUGCAGAAAGAUUACGGGAAAACUUCAGACUGUUAUGGUAUCCAGGAGAUACCACAGAGUGCAAGAGAAGAGCAUUUCUCAGGCUUUGUGAAAUGUUUUUGUCCUUCUUCUCAGGUUUAAAUAAUUACCUCUGUGAAGACGGGGGACUCAAUGAUCCUAGAGGUCUUCUCCAACCUAAACAAUUCUGUGAUUCCAAGACAAAUUCUAGGAGCCUGAAAAACCCCAAAGUGCCAAAUAAUUUUGUCUAGAACACUGUCCUGCAUCAAGCAAUGGUGGUGGGGCCCCUGUGCUAAGCCAUGGCCACUCAAACACCCCCUGAAAUGCUUGGGCUUGCAAAUCACCUCAAUCUUCCUUGUGUUUGUGUUUUUGCAGAGCUGACCCUGAACCCACCAGAAGGGAUUGUGGCAGGUCCUAUGAAUGAAGAGAACUUCUUUGAAUGGGAAGCCUUGAUCAUGGGUCCUGAAGACACCUGUUUUGAGUAUGGGGUUUUCCCUGCUAUCCUGAGUUUCCCACUCGAUUACCCGUUGAGUCCUCCGAAGAUGAGGUUCACGUGUGAGAUGUUCCAUCCCAACAUUUACCCAGAUGGGAGAGUGUGCAUCUCUAUCCUUCACGCUCCUGGGGAUGAUCCCAUGGGAUACGAGAGCAGCGCGGAGCGGUGGAGCCCCGUGCAGAGUGUGGAGAAGAUCCUCUUGUCAGUUGUUAGCAUGCUGGCAGAGCCGAAUGAUGAAAGUGGAGCCAAUGUAGACGCCUCCAAGAUGUGGCGGGAAGACAGAGAACAGUUUAACAAAAUUGCCAAGCAGAUUGUGCAGAAGUCACUUGGACUUUAAGCUCACAGAGAGACUGAAGUGUUUUGUAUUUCUCUCCACCUGGAAACGAGCAGUGCUCAGUGCUGGUACCAAAAAGGAAAACUUUGUAAAACCAUUGGCCUAGUUCUUA
Molecule: messenger RNA, 2957 nt
Organism: Sturnus vulgaris (Common starling)
Lineage: Eukaryota; Metazoa; Chordata; Aves; Passeriformes; Sturnidae
Gene: UBE2G2
Product: ubiquitin conjugating enzyme E2 G2
Source: RefSeq, a predicted model, not a curated record